GGGGGAGAUGCUAUCCCAGUGAUUUAAAAACCCAAUUGUUUGGGAUUUCUAAACCGAUUGAAGACAAGUAGGCAGAGUCUGAGCAGACUUCUUUUCUCUCUUCUCCCUGCUGCGUGGGGGGCACAUUCUGAGAAAGGCAGGAGGUAAGGGGGAGUGAGACUUCUCACUUAGGGGCUGUCUGGAGGCCGGAUUUGUCCUUAGUGACUUUGAGGUGGGUUUAUCGAGGAUCACCAGACACUUUUCCCACUAAGCAAUUGGACGCAUGCUGUCUGCUACCUGCGAUUAUGUAGGGGUCACCAGCAGUUAACUUCUAAAUAUUCCAGACACAUCCGCGCCCCUGACAUUUCAGGACCUGAAGCUGGUGGAUCAUCAGAGUGUGCGCUUCCCUCAUCAUGCUCGUAUCGGUGCCCUGCUGGUCCUGUUGGCACGUUCUCCUGUGCCUGCUGUGUGCCCUGCUGGACAAAGGUUGCUGCACGUGGACCCCCGGCACCCAGUACAGAUACUCUGCGGCACUGCAAGUCAAAACUAGAGAGUCGCUCACUUCAUCCAGAAGGAACUGGUGCUCUGUCCCUAUCAGUCGAACAGUGUCGUGCCAAGUCCAGAACGGCACCUUUUUGCAGAGAGUGUACCAGAACUGUCACUGGGCAGCAGGCUGCUCAGGGGGAAGUUAUAGGACUGUUGUCAGGCCAACCUAUAGAGUCAGCUACAAGACAGUGACCAUACUAGAGUGGAGAUGCUGCCCAGGAUACAGAGGGGCUAACUGUGACGAUGGCCCUGGAUCCCUAUCAGAGGUGCAAGACAGUCCACGGAUCACUACCACAGUUCGUAAAAUGCCCCCUAGGGAUGGAGCCACCUUCUCAGGAUGUCUCAACUGCAGUCAGAUUCCAGAACUAAGUGAACGCCUGAGCACUUUGGAAGCCAAGGUUGCCAUGAUUGCAGCUCCCGAUGUGGCACAAGGGACUCAAUCUCUACCUCAGUCGGCGGGGCUUUGGGGAAGCCCACAAGCACGUGGUGGUCCUGGGGAGGUGGGCAUAAAGGGAUCUAUGACACCAGCAUCAAGAGACUCCUUUAUAGCCCAGGAAGGCAUGAGCACAAGAAAAGGCCCAAUAGGGCCAAUAGGUACUCCAGGAGGCCAAGGAUCUCCAAUAAAAGGCCCAGCAGGACCACCAGGUCCUCCUGGUGCUCCAGGUCCUCCUGGAAGGGAUGGUGCAGCAGGUUCCCCUGGAGAGAGAGGUCUUCCUGGGCCAUCAGGUCCCCCUGCUCCAGCUUACCAGAGGCUUGCAGAUCAGGAUCUUUUUAAUUCAAAUCGAUUUUCUGAAAGUGGAGGAUACAAUGCCCAGGGACCCAGAGGUCCCCCAGGUCCAGCAGGGCCGCCAGGACUACAGGGAAAAACUGGGCCACCUGGAAUGAUGGGUCAAAAUGGGUUACCUGGCCCUCCAGGAAGGGAUGGCUCCAGGGGAGAGAGAGGCGAUACUGGUCUAGUUGGGCAGCCAGGAGGACCUGGAACUAAAGGGGAAAUGGGUUCUCCUGGACAGAAAGGGGAACCAGGAGAGAGAGGGGAGCCGGUGGUCAGCUUAGCCUCCUUCCUCCAGCUUCAAGAGCAGCUGGAGCUGCUGGUUAAAAGGGUCACUCUGCUUGAGUACAUUAUGUGGCCAGAGACAGAUGGAGGCUCUGGAACAGAACCAUCACCAACAAGUUCCAGUGGAUUUUAUCGGGGACGCCGCAAUGGACCAUCAGCUUACAGAAUUUUGCAAUCUCAAAAUGAUGAGGAGGAAGAUGACAGCUUUUGAUGGCUAUUUUCUGCUGCUACCUUUAUAAGGCUUACCCACCAUGGAUCUUUUUUGUGCCUUAUAGCCAUACUUUACUUAGUGUAAAGGACAGGCACACAGAAUUUUGGCUUCUUGCAAGCAGUCUUCAUCAAAAAGCUCAUCUCAGGCCUGAAGCUUAGGAUCUUACUGCAUGAAUAUUAAACACACCACAUAGGUGGUUGUUGUACGUUAUUCUGUGCACAGCAGGACAUGUAUAUAAAGUAUAUUCAUUCAUACCUUUAACGUAUAGUACAUUCCUUAUAAUAUUUAUGGUGCCAGGAAAUUCAGCAACAUAUCAUCAGCACAUCAAGUUGCUGGCGCAGCUGUGUAAAAAGAAGGCUUGUUGCAUUUGUAUUUACUGAAGAUGAUAAUGCUGGACCGAGAACCUGCAAUGGUGCAACUGCCGCCUUUGUUGUAAAUAGGAAGGAAAUAUUGUAUUAUUGUUCACAUCCAAACAAUGUUAUCUUUUCUAUGUAUUGUUUAAUAUCUAUUUCAGCAAAAUUAUUAAUACCUGAUGAAAAGAUCAAAAUAAGGCAUUUGCAUACUGAACAAAAAGUGACGCGCCCAUUUACUGCAGAUCAUGAUCUAGCGUUCAAUUAGUUGUGCCAUUCUCUGGUUACUAAAUCAGUUACUGGAAGUGGCCUUCAAAGUAGCUUAUGGUUUAUAUAAAUUCUUGUUGCAGCACACUGAUCAGCUUUGAACAUGGUUCUUCUCCAUGGUGACUGCCUCCUUACUGUGCAUGAGUGUAGUCGCAAGGCAUGAAAGAGGUCUCUGAUGUGCUUGGUGCAUUUGCAUAAAUAAUUUUUUGCAUAGUAGGAGGCAAUCACCAUAGAUAUUAUAGGUAAUGAUGAUGUGAUGAUUAUAAAUCUAGAAGUGUGCUGUUGCAUGCGUGUAUACAUAACCCGAGGUACUACAUUGUUAUAAUUAAUACUGCACAAAAUACAUGAGAAAAGGCUCAGAACUGGUUUGUUAUUGUUUAUAAUAUAGGUGCAUCUUUUCAUUAUUUGUUUUGUACACCUAUUGUAUCAUUAUUUGAUAUCCAUGAUGGGUAAAAACACUUUUUACAAAUAAAACAUUUUUAUUGAGCUC
Messenger RNA from Rana temporaria (common frog), 2897 nucleotides. It is a transcript of the gene EMID1, whose product is annotated as EMI domain containing 1. The record is from RefSeq and is a predicted model, not a curated record. NCBI's taxonomy places the organism in Eukaryota, Metazoa, Chordata, Amphibia, Anura, Ranidae. The transcript is spliced from 16 exons. The coding region runs from base 393 to 1790 and encodes 465 amino acids. Gene Ontology annotation, molecular function: protein binding.